GUACAAGUCUGCCAGUUCUUAUGGUGGGCAUCAAAUUGAGCAGAGUUAUCAGUUGGUGGGUACCACGUACCAGUUUGCCAGUUUUCAUGGUGGGUGUCCAAUUGACCAGAGUUAUCAGUUGGUUGGUACCAGGUACCAGGUACCAAUUGUUGGUUUGUACCAGGUACCAGGUUGCCCGUUUUCGCAGUGGCAGUGCAGUGUGUCUGCCACCUUGAGCACAGCGCGAAGUUCAAGGAACAUCUGUUCCUGGUCCGCUUGGUCUGCAGAAGAGAUCAUAUGCCUCAUGGAGUGCGGAGAAUCGAGGUGCGGAGGCAAUCAACGGACCGAUCUGGAGCUUGUAUGGAGAAACGCGGUGUGGAGAACAGCGUAGCUAUAAGGAGAAGAGAAUAGCUGUAUGGAGAGUAGUUGUAGGGAGAACAGUUCUGCUGAGAAAUGGGAAGGAUUGCUGUGUACAUAGUAUCUGGAUGAUGUGAAGGUGUACGAUGAGGGGACGAGGACAAGGUUGAUCUUUGGUCUCCGGCGCGGGUAGUUGAGGCUGGAUGACAACGUCGUGAUCAGGAAGCAGGGAUCCCAAUCAGUGGUCAGCAGCUGUGAUGGAAAGGUGGGAGGCGGAUAUUAUGUCCAUUGAAAUGUUUAGGGAGAUGUAGAAGUGUGUCACUGUAUGGCGAGUCCGAUGUCGUUUUCCAUUCCACCGAAGGCGAACGAACGCAUGUAUUAUCUUGCAUCUCGUCGAGUCUUCUGCAUGGUUCCCAAUCUCCGAUACUCGGCAGGGCAAUGAUCUUUAUUCUUAUGAGAAAGGUAACAAAAAAAAAAAAAAGAAAAAAAAAAGGUAACAAAGAAUUGCUGGCUCGUAUCGUACAUUGCGUACAUGCCGGCGAUUUCGUACCGUCAGUUGUGUAGAGGCAAUCAACGGACUGAUCCGGAGCUUGUAUGUUGUAUCGACUUGUAUGUCGAUUUUAUUAGAAAGUGGGGUUGGCUAGGUGUGGGAAACGGAACUGGGAAACAGACUGACAAAUCGGAACGCCUGUAUCUAAUGGGGGGAGAGAUGGAUUUGGUAGGGAGGUUACAACAACAAGCAGAAGAAUGGAUUGCCACACUGGAGGAGGGAUGUAAGCAGAUGCAGACGAUAGUGGGAUUGCUUAUGCAGUGGCAGCAUGAAGGGGGGGAGAUCGAUGGGGGAGCGAUCUCGAUGGACCAGUGGUUGGAAGAUAGGAUUCAGGAGUUGUUGGACAUCAUAUGGGAGCUGGAGGAUGGGCCGGAUCCCUGGCUUCACGUCUACAUCGACUGGAGUCGGGCGGAUGAUAGGUUGGCUGCUUGCAGAGCCCUCUUCACAUUGGGGCGGGAUCUGCGCAAUCAGAUGGAGUAUCGCUAUGGACUGUUGGCAGAUGAAGAUGAUUGCGGUGAAAACACAGAUAACAGUAACAACAUCAGUUACAGCGACAUCAAGGACUGGGAGGAUGUCAAUAAUAACAAGGAUGGGGGGGGCGACGUCCAUGGCUGCAGCAUGAUGGGAGCAGUACGGCAGGGGGACGUGGAAGAUAAUGGACACGCCAACAACAACAACAACAACAACAACAACAACAACAAUAUCAACUAUAGCGAUGGUGCGCAGGGAUUGGGAUUGGGCGAAAUGGGUGAAGGGGGUGCGAAGGAUGACAGUAACAUCAACAACGAUGACGAGAACAACACCAACGCCAACGCCAACAACAACAACAACAAUAUCAUCAACAAUGAUUGCGACGAUGGAGGCUACGACAGCCAUGGGAUCGCCGGGAAAGAGAGGGGAGAUGGGGGGGGCGACGUCCACGGCUGCAGCAUGACGGGAGUGAUAUUGCAGGUGGAUGAGGAAGACAAUGGAGCUGUCAACAACAACAACAACAACAUCUACACCAACAGCGGCCAUCAUGUCAGCGGCAUGCUCAGCAGCAAGGUGUGUGCAUCUGCUUUUGCCAGCUGUAUGGAGGGUGAGGGGAGGGGAUUGGCUGAGGUCGAUAGGGAAGGGAUGGGGGUUGGAAGAAAUGGACUGAUGAUUUCCCCCUCCCUCGAACCCUACCAUUUUGGCUGGCAUCGGGUUGGGAUAGGAUAGUUGCCUCUCCCCACCCCCUUGGUCGGGUGGGGUUGCCCGGUCCGCAACCUCAUUGAGGGAGGGGGUGGGUCGCCCCUCAGGUGGUGUGAUUGCCUGCUAGGGAUGUGGGAUACAAGUUCUGAUUUGGGUCUCCUCCCCUUUCGCAGGUGAGUAAUCAAUCCCUCUGCUCUUU
Chara braunii is the source of this 2258-nucleotide messenger RNA. The record is from the annotation of a GenBank genome assembly. Lineage: Eukaryota; Viridiplantae; Streptophyta; Charophyceae; Charales; Characeae.